AUGUAUGACAGGAGGCAAUUGAAGAAUAGAUUUGAUGUAUUGAGAAAGGAUUGGAAGUUGUGGGAAAAACUAAUGUCUGGAGAGAAUGGCAUUGGUUAUGAUGCAGCCACAGAUAGGAUGCUAGCCUUCGAUGAGUGGUGGCAACAAAAAUUACUGAGAGUCUGGCUAGACCAACAAGAAGGGUCGGGGGAUAGUGAGGAUGAAAAUUUUGGUGUUGACCUAACAGCCAAUACAAGGGUCACAGAUGACUUCACCGAUUGCAACUUAAACAACCCCGUGAGUAUUGGACCAAGUGGAUCAGGAAGUUGUGGAAAGAGGAAGAGGGGUGAGACGUCUGAUGCAAAGAAGAAGAAAAAAGUUACUGCAUCUACUAAAAUUUCUGAUAGCCUUAAUGUUAUAGCAACUGCUUUUGACAAGCGAGCAAUAACAUUGGUUGAAGAUCCCCAACUAGUUGACAAGGUUUUGGCAUACUUGGCUAGCCUUAAGGAGCUUAAUGGUGACAAUCAACUAUAUUAUGCAUAUGCCAAGAUGCUUACACGGUUGAGGUGGGCUAGGCGAGCCUAUUUAGGGUUUAUGCAUGGUAGAAGCAAGUUGUUGGCGUGGUUGAUACUGGCAUCACAAGAGCCAGAGACAUGGAAGGGACCUGCAACUUAG
Neltuma alba is the source of this 654-nucleotide messenger RNA. RefSeq lists its product as uncharacterized. The record is from RefSeq and is a predicted model, not a curated record. Bases 1 to 654 code for a protein of 217 amino acids. The transcript is spliced from 2 exons. NCBI's taxonomy places the organism in Eukaryota, Viridiplantae, Streptophyta, Magnoliopsida, Fabales, Fabaceae.